CUCAGGGCGCUGAGCGGGGAGUAUAAAAGGGGCAUCCUUCCCACUCAACAGAGAAGUGCUCUCCUCACUCUCACACACUCCUCUAAUACGCUGAAUCUCUUUUCUCAAGAUGACUGCAGGGCUGUGUGUGUGUGUCGUGCUGGCAGUCCUGUGUAUGAGCUGUCUGGGGCUCCCCCUCUCCUCUCAGCCCCUAGACGAGAGCCAGCGCUCCAUCUCUGCUCCUUCUGAAGCUCUCCUUGAGGUAGACACCCACAUCUUAGGAGAGCCCCAUCUCCGACACAGCCGCUCUGCCCCCCAGCUGAAAGCUCUUCCUGUGGCUGAGGAGGAUGGAGACUCCCGGGCCAACCUCAGUGAGCUGCUGGCAAGACUCAUCUCCUCCAGAAAAGGUUCUGUGCGCAGAAACUCCACAGCGAACAGCAGAGGCAAUGGACUGAGUGCCAACCAUCGGAUAGCAGACAGGGACUACUUGGGCUGGAUGGAUUUUGGCCGUCGCAGCGCAGAGGAGUAUGAGUACUCCUCGUAAAAAGGGGAAGUCACAGCUCAUUCCCCCUCCAUACAGGCACACAAGAAAAUGAAGAAAAAAACCCAUGCAAGCUGGCUCCUCACUGUCUCACAAUAAGAGUCUAUUUAUGAUGUAUUUGUUGUACAUUUGUUUGUAAAACUGUAAUAAUGCAAUAUAUAUAUAUAUAUAUAUAUAUAUAUAUUAUAUAUAUAUAUAUAUAUAUAUGCCAAAUUUUGCAGAAAAGCUCUCACUGUCCAUGGUUUGUUUGUUUCUGGUUUUCUCUGGUUUCUUUAUCAUUUUUGGGUGGAAUGGACUGGGAUGGUGUCAGGGUCUGUUGAGACUAACUGGACUGAAUAAAGAUUGAAAAUAUCA
Messenger RNA from Lates calcarifer (barramundi perch), 874 nucleotides. RefSeq names its product cholecystokinin b (gene cckb). Gene Ontology annotation, biological process: digestion. Lineage: Eukaryota; Metazoa; Chordata; Actinopteri; Centropomidae. The transcript is spliced from 4 exons. Gene Ontology annotation, molecular function: neuropeptide hormone activity. Gene Ontology annotation, cellular component: axon; extracellular region. Bases 110 to 523 code for a protein of 137 amino acids. The record is from RefSeq and is a predicted model, not a curated record.